AAAUCUAAAAAAGUCUCUACCGAGUAGAAGGCUGCUGCCAGAGCCCGAGUCCGUACACCGCGCGACAAUGGCGGCGUCACUGAGACUGCCCUCACUCACCUCCUUCUUCACCUCUCCCUCCGCCACUAUACGCCGCCGCUCUCCCGCCGUCCUACGGUGGCGGCACCGGCCGCGGUACCCGCUGACCGCCGCCUUCUCGUCCCAGAGCGCCGCCGCUAGUCCUCCGGGGACCGAGGAGCGGGUCGCCGGCAAAAAGCCCCAGUCGGACGACCGAGUCGUCACACCCCGGUCCGUUGACUUCAAUGCCUGGUACCUCGACGUGAUCGACCACGCUGAGCUCGCGGACUAUGGUCCGGUUCGCGGGACCAUGGUGAUACGUCCCUACGGUUAUGCCAUUUGGGAAGCUAUUCAAGAGUAUUUGAAUGUUAAGUUCAAGGAGACUGGUCACAGCAAUAUGUAUUUUCCCCAGUUCAUACCGUAUUCCUUCAUAGAGAAAGAAGCUAGCCAUGUGGAAGGUUUCAGUCCGGAGUUAGCUCUGGUAACUAUUGGGGGAGGAAAGGAACUUGAAGAGAAGCUCGUGGUUCGACCUACAAGUGAGACCAUUGUUAAUCACAUGUUUACUCAGUGGAUUCAUAGUUACCGUGAUCUUCCUCUCAUGGUAAACCAGUGGGCAAAUGUCACAAGAUGGGAGAUGCGGACGAAGCCUUUUGUAAGGACCCUUGAAUUUCUGUGGCAGGAGGGGCACACAGCCCAUGCUAAUCCAGAAGAGGCUGAGAAAGAGGCUAUGCAGAUGAUUGACGUCUAUACAAAAUUUGCUUACGAGCAAGCUGCAAUACCUGUUAUUGCAGGUCGGAAGUCAAAGGUUGAAACAUUUGCUGGUGCUUCUAGGACCUAUACAAUAGAGGCUAUGAUGGGUGAUCGUAAAGCUCUGCAGGCCGGGACAAGUCACAAUCUUGGGCAGAACUUUUCUCGAGCCUUCGGGACACAGUUCACUGAUGAAAAUGGGCAAAGGCAGCAUGUGUGGCAGACAUCAUGGGCUAUCAGCACUCGCUUUGUUGGUGGUAUAAUCAUGACUCAUGGAGAUGAUGCUGGGUUAAUGCUUCCACCGAGGCUUGCACCUGUACAAGUGGUAAUUGUACCAAUAUGGAAGAAAGAUAGUGAAAAGCAAGGGGUCCUAGCUGCUGCAUCAUCUGUCAAAGUCGUUCUGAAAUCUGCGGGAAUAAAAGUGCAACUCGAUGACUCCGAGCAGAGAACCCCAGGAUGGAAAUUCAAUUUCUGGGAGAUGAAGGGUGUCCCUCUAAGAAUUGAAAUAGGUCCUCGUGAUGUUUCCAGCAAUAGUGUGGUUGUAUCCAGGCGAGAUAUUCCUGGAAAACAAGGCAAAGUGUUUGGAAUAUCCAUGGAGCCUCCUGUUAUAGAGGCUUACGUAAAAGAAAAGCUGGAUGAGGUCCAGUCUUCUCUACUAGAAAGGGCAAUAUCAUUUAGAGAUGGAAACAUUGUGGAUGUGAGCUCAUAUGAUGAACUCAAAGAUGCAAUUUCCCAGGGAAAAUGGGCUAGAGGUCCUUGGUCAGCAAGUGACCAAGAUGAAUUGAAAGUCAAAGAAGAGACUGGUGCAACUAUUCGGUGCUUUCCUUUUGAACAGCCUGAAGAGGUCAAGACAUGCCUUAUGACUGGAAUUCCUGCCAAGGAAGUUGCCAUUUUUGCGAAAUCCUACUGAUUCUUUCUGCUCUUUUUCCAAGGAUCCUCAUGAUUUCUUGCUAUCUCGGUCAACAUUGGUAAAAGAUAGUAUUGUCUCCGCACUGCGAUUGAUAGAUUUGAUAUAAUGGGUUGGGAAAAGGUGUACCAUUAAUAACUAUACAUUCCUGAGCUGUUAGAGUGGCACGUUGUAAUAUCAAUCGUUUUCUACUUGUAUGAUGGUUUAGUUAGAAAUCUUUCUUAUCAAUUGCCAUUGGGAAUUCAGAGGUAAGUUGUCUGAGAUUGGAUAUUUGAUCAUGUACUCGUAGCUAAUAAAUGAAAAGUUAUAUGCUUGCAGAAAA
Molecule: messenger RNA, 2033 nt
Organism: Punica granatum (pomegranate)
Lineage: Eukaryota; Viridiplantae; Streptophyta; Magnoliopsida; Myrtales; Lythraceae
Source: RefSeq, a predicted model, not a curated record